AUGCCAUCCCAGCUGCUUCUCGGAGAAUGCUGCCAGGCUUGCCUGGUCUCCCACUCCAAAAAGGCGCCGGGGACCUGCCGCCACCGCUUUGGGCCGCGCAGCCCUCGCUUCCGAGCCGCCUUGUCCUUCGCUUGGUGCCAGCGCCGCCAGCCAUGGCCACCGUGCCGUUCUCAAGUGCGCCAGAACUACCACCCCCAGUGCGAGGCUGCCAUUAACAGCCAGAUCAACCUGGAGCUCUAUGCCUCCUACGUGUACCCGUCGAUGGCUUUUUAUUUCAACCGCGACGACGUGGCCCUGGAGAACGUCUCCAAGUUUUUCCUGCGCCAGUCCCGAAAGGAGAGCGAGCGUGCUGAGAAGCUGAUGACGCUGCAGAAGCAGCGUGGAGGCCGCCUCCGCCUAGGCGACAUCAUGAAGCCUGACCGAGAUGACUGGGAGAGCGGCCUGAAUGCCAUGGAGUACGCCUUUCACCUGGAGAAGACCGUGAACCAGAGCCUGCUCGACCUGCACCAGCUGGCCACCCACAAGAAGGACGCCCACCUGUGCAGUUUCCUGGAGAGCAACUACCUGCACGAGCAAGUCAAGGCCAUCAGCAAGCUGAGCGACUACAUCACCAACCUGCGCAAGAUGGAGACCGUGGGAAGCAGCCUGGCAGACUCCCUCUUUGACAAGCUCAGCCUGGGCAACAGCGACAAGAACUGAGUUGGGACUGUUUCCCCAUAGGCACAGGGUGCACGGUGACUUCCCCUGGUCACCAUGCCCAGC
Molecule: messenger RNA, 762 nt
Organism: Hyaena hyaena (striped hyena)
Lineage: Eukaryota; Metazoa; Chordata; Mammalia; Carnivora; Hyaenidae
Product: ferritin heavy chain-like
Biological process (GO): intracellular iron ion homeostasis; iron ion transport
Cellular component (GO): cytoplasm
Molecular function (GO): ferric iron binding; ferrous iron binding
Source: RefSeq, a predicted model, not a curated record